Messenger RNA from Anopheles coustani, 1251 nucleotides. It is a transcript of the gene Wdr82, whose product is annotated as WD repeat-containing protein 82. The coding region runs from base 70 to 1014 and encodes 314 amino acids. Gene Ontology annotation, cellular component: Set1C/COMPASS complex. Gene Ontology annotation, molecular function: chromatin binding; protein binding. The record is from RefSeq and is a predicted model, not a curated record. Lineage: Eukaryota; Metazoa; Arthropoda; Insecta; Diptera; Culicidae. The transcript has 2 exons.
CUGGUUCUCGGUUCUUCGUUGUGACCAGAGUUUAAUAGAAAAACCGGCAAAGUGGCGGAACCACCGAAAAUGAAGCUGAUCGACUCCGUCGUUCGAAGCUUCAAAGUGGCCAAGGUGUUCCGGGAAAACACGGACAAAAUCAACGCCAUCGACUUCUCGGCGCACGGCGACAUGCUGAUCUCGUGCAGCGAGGACGACCAGAUCGUGCUGUACGACUGCGAGAAGGGCACGCAGAUCCGGACGGUCAACUCGAAGAAGUACGGCGUCGAUCUGAUCCACUUCACACACGCCAACAACACGGCGAUACAUAGCUCGACGAAGGUAGACGACACGAUCCGCUAUCUCAGCCUGCACGACAACAAAUACCUCCGAUACUUUCCCGGCCACACGAAGAAGGUGAUUUCGCUGAACAUUUCACCGGUGGAGGACACGUUUCUUUCCGGAUCGCUCGACAAGACGCUCCGACUGUGGGAUCUCCGUUCGCCCAACUGCCAGGGUGUGAUGCAGCUCAACGGACGACCGGUGGCGGCGUACGAUCCGGAGGGGUUGAUCUUUGCCGCCGGGGUCAAUUCGGAAAGCAUCAAGUUGUACGAUCUGCGGUCGUUCGACAAAGGUCCCUUUGUAACAUUCAAGUUAAACCAGGAAAAGGAAUGCGACUGGACGGGCCUAAAGUUCUCGCGAGAUGGCAAAACCAUUCUCAUCAGUACAAAUGGUUCGAUAAUUCGGCUUAUCGAUGCGUUCCAUGGAACACCUCUGCAAACAUUCACAGGACACCUGAACAACAAAGGCAUCCCUAUUGAAGCCUCAUACAGUCCGGAUUCACAGUUCAUCUUUUCUGGUAGCACAGACGGCCGGGUGCACGUAUGGAAUGCCGAUUCGGGGUACAAAAUCUGCGUCCUGAACGGCGAUCAUCCGGGACCGGUGCAGUGUGUUCAGUUCAAUCCCAAGUUUAUGAUGCUCGCUUCCGCCUGCACGAACAUGGCGUUCUGGCUUCCGACGGGUGACGAUGUCUGAGGGGGGACGAAGCUUUACUUUUUUUUUAUCUGCACACCGUCCCAAGGGAAACAAGGAACACGACACGGUUCCAGUUCGGAAGUACACUACCAUCACCAAAAGCAACGUAGAUUUUGGAGUGAUGCGGGCGUAAAAUGUGUACUGUUUCGGUGAAUUUUUAUUUCCGAGAGACACAUGAACUAGUUUCUUUUUCAGGAAACCAACAGGAAUAAAAAUAAAACUAAAACAAAACCAGAA